Molecule: messenger RNA, 6088 nt
Organism: Xyrichtys novacula (pearly razorfish)
Lineage: Eukaryota; Metazoa; Chordata; Actinopteri; Labriformes; Labridae
Source: the annotation of a GenBank genome assembly
UGUAAAGGACAUUUCUGUUAGAAAACUGUUAUCCUUUCAACCUUAAUUCUGUUCUCAUCUUCUUUCAGAUAACAUGGACGUUUUCACUCUGCUGCUCCUUAUGUUCCUCAAUGUUUUUGGAAAUUCAUACAUACUGCAACCAUGUGAGUCUGACAUUAGCAUCACUUUCCAUGUCAAACAUGUAACAGAGCACUCUUCUUUGAAUUAAAAAUGAUUUAAAAGAAUUGGGAGGCUGUGUAACAUAUGAAUAAUGAUCAUUUAAAUGAUUUGCAAAUUUUUUACAAGGUUAUACUGCAUGCUCAUUUUCAAUUUGAUACCAUAAAAACAGCUUGUUGGAAGAGGUGAUGCACUAUAAUGCUAAACAUAGCUCUGACCAAAGUCUUGAGAGUGAAAUGUUGUCCCAUUUAGUAUCAUGAUGGGUCAAAUAUUUUCAAUAGGUUAAAAGUUGUUACUGCAGGCAGGCCAGUGUAAUACCUGGACUCUUCUACUACAAAGCCACGUUGUUGUAAUAUGUGCAGAAUGAAGUUUGGCAUCUUCUUCCUGUAUUGUGCAAGGUCUCCUCCUAAGGAAACACUGUUUGGAUGUUGUCCAGCAUUAAUGUUACCCUCUCAUUUGAGGAAAUUUGCCAUGUCCCGAACACUUAUACAUCCCUGUACCACCUCAAAUGCUGGCUUUUAAACUGUUGGCUGAGAACAAGCCUGGAGGCUCUUUUUUAGAGUGAAAGAUGCAGCAGCCCUGAUUUCCAAAAAGACUGUCUGAUUUUCAUUUGUCAGACCACAGGACAGUUUUCCUCUUUUCCAUCUAAAUGGGCUCAAACCAGGGAUAACCACUGGUGUAUCUUGAUCAUGCUAAUAACAGUUUCCAGUUUAAACUUAUAUUUGUGAAUGCAGAUACAAACUUCAUCCUCAAGUAUAGAUAUGAUAGAUGUGAUUUGAUAGAAGUGAUUUUGAGCCCAUGCGAUAAUUUCCACCACAGAGUCAUGUCUGUUUUUAAUGCAGUGCCUCCUGAGGGUCUGAAAAUCCCGGUCAGCCAGUACUGGUUUUAGGCCCUUGUCUCUUCUGUCCUGAUUCUAUGUCUGUCUUAAUAAUAGGUACUGUAUGUAUAUUAAUAAUACUUUGCAUAUUAUGUUGAUGAUAACAUUUCUGAUUUCUUUGCCAUGGAAUUUCACGUUAUGAAAUGAAACCAAUUUGCUCACAUAGUCUCUCACAGAACGGUGAACCCCUACAUACAACAUGCCAUAAACACUUGAGCGCUAAUUGUCUCAUAGGUCUAACAAAGCCAAUCCUAACCGCUUAAAUGUGUUUCUAUUUUCCACAUUUUUAUUGGACACUGUUUUUUUCUGUAAAAAAGAAUAUUUCUGUCUUUCCUACAACUUGUUCCCAACACUUCUGAGUUGUUUCUCUCUUUUGUACUUUUUGUAGCAGCUGUAGACAGAGGGCAUGAAAAGUCCAAGAAGAGCGAUCAAGUGAUGAAAGAGAUGGUGGAGGAGGAAAGACAGAGCAGGCUGGUAGCAGGGAUCAUUCCCCACAAGGAGGAGGAAGGAUAUGAGGAAAGAGAGGAAGAAGGAGAUGAAGGGGAGAACAUAAAAUAUGCGAACCAAAAGGAUUUAGGAGAUAGAGGAAAGGGAGCUCACACUGUGGUUAGUAAUCUCACACCUCCUCUGAGCACAUCCUCUACUCAUCAGGGGAAGGAAAUCCAGAUUCCUGCCACAAUUCAAGCUGUCACCCUGUCCCCAAACCCUCCUCCUUUUCAUUUUAAUGUCCCUUCAUCAGUUCUGGUUACAACUUCACAAGCUCCUCCUGUCUCCUCUCAACCUCUGACCUCUUCCACCAGAGUUAGCCCUCUCAUUUCACCUCCAUCUUUGACUCCAAACCCUACAAAGAGCUCAGAUAUAACAGUGAAUCCUGGCGUGAGGGGGUCUGUUUUUCUGCUUGAAGAUCUCCUCUCUGAAGUGUUUCAAAGUCCUGGACAUCAUCUCAGGCAGAAUGAAAUGGACGAAAGGGCACAUGUAGAAGAUGUAAUGGUCAAAAAUGUGUUGUUUAAACCAGCAUGGAAGGAGGAAACCACCAGCCAAACAAACACAAAAGAGGACGAAUUUGUCUCAAAGGUGCCGGCAGCUACGCCAAAACCAAAAGAAGAGCCCAAGGAUUUGAAAGAGCCACAUCCUGCUCUGGAAAGAAAGGAAAAUAAUCCCAGGACUAAACCAGCAGAGGGCAAUCCAAACAUGGUGAAACCAACAGGCCAAACUAAGCCGGUGGAAAAUGACACUAAAUUUAAUGUGAAGCGAAACAAAACACCUCCUCUAUCUCAACCAGCCAAACCAAAUGCUAAAACAUCUUCAAACAGGCCAUCCAAGAAUGACAAAAGUGGUAAAAACAAGACCACAAAGAAGUCCAAAGAAAAGAAAAGGAAGAAGGACAACAAAACCCAAAAGCCACCAGAGAAGAAGAAGGAGGUCAGCGCACCAACUCACUUCCCAUAUUUUAAGGACGACUACUGUCCUCCUGAGUGUGUUUGUUAUGGAAGGUGAGAUAAUAAAGCUACAAUGAGGAGCUUUUUACAGGUCAUGGAUAGAUGAAGUCUAUAAAAAUGCAUUUUUAAUGACUUAAAAUAGUGAAUCAGACAAUCAGUGAAAAGCCACAAUGUUUUUAAAAUACUGUUAUUUGAACUGGUAAAAAAAGGUGGGAGGGGUGAAAGAAAUUAUUUACAAUAGUGAUAUGUUUGAUAGCUCAUAGGAUGGCUUAAUUCAUGACAAUACUACUACUACUAAAAAAAAAAAAAAGAAAAAAAAAGAAAAAAAAUACUACUACUACUACUACUACUACUACUACUACUACUACUACUAAUAAUAAUAAUAAUAAUAAUAAUAAUAAUAAUAAUAAUAAUUGUUAUUAUUAUUAUUAUUAUUAUUGAUUAACACUUGGGCAAUCAAAUCUAAAAUUUUCAAAUUACAACUAACUACUAAAUUACAUUAAUCACAAUUAAUUACACAUUUGAUCUCAUCUUAAAAUGUUUAUAAUCUUUGAUAUCAAAACACUUAUUUUCUUAUUUUAAAACGUUGCAAAGGAAAAAAAAAAUUAUUUCUUGGAUGAAGUUGAAAAAUAGGAAUGAUAAAGGCAUACUGUUGAAAGGAAAGAAUCGUAAGAAAAGGGUUACAUUUUGAGAAUUUACAACCCUUGUUUUUCUGACUUUAUUCUUGGAAAGGUACCAAUUCAUUCAUAUGUUGUGAAGCACCAUGAGUUGUAAUUAUUUAAGUCCAUGCUUGACUUUAUGUGUCCUUCUGUCUUUGUGUCUCCAGAGUUGUCCAGUGUUCAGACAAAGGUGUAGACAAGGUGCCUUAUGGUAUUCCUUAUAAUGCCCGCUACAUCCUCCUCAUGAACAACCGCAUUGACAGCAUCCAGCUGGACCUGCUCAAUGAAUACAUCUCCAUGGAGUUUCUAGUGUUGAGCAACAACCGGCUCAGAGAUGGCACCAUAGAGGGAGCCUUUGAGGGGAUCCCAGCUCUGAAGCGGCUCUACCUGGACAGGAACCUUUUACAAAACGUGCCAAACGACCUUCCUGUGUCUCUUGAAGAGCUCCGAUUGGACAACAAUCACCUUAGUGGGAUGUCAGAGGCUGCCUGGGCACGCUGCCCGGGCCUAUUGGUUCUCAGCCUCAGUAACAACAGCCUGGGGAACGGAUCUGAAUCCCUCCAUGACAAGGUGCUCUCUCCUUUGUCCAACCUGCGAACUUUGAACCUAGAUCAUAACCAGCUAAAGUCAGUUCCUCUGGGGUUACCCCUUUCAAUCAAGGAGCUUUACUUUAAAGGGAAUCUCAUUGAGCAUUUCAGAGGUGGAGCUUUUGAUGGAAAAUCAGAGCUGGUGGUGUUGGAUUUGAGUGCGAACAGACUCACGAACAAAGGUCUUUCUAGGGACUCUCUGGUCAACGCCACUCAUUUGGAAAGCCUCAAUUUAGAAGGCAACAAACUAAAACAAGUGCCAAAACACCUUCCUCGCUCACUUAAAACUCUAAAUCUGGAGGGAAAUCUCAUAACCUCCAUUAAGAAAGCGAUUUUCAACACCUUGAAAAACCUGGAACACUUGGGUUUAGCAAGGAAUAAAAUCUUCAAAGUAGCACCAGGGGCCUUCGCAGCAUUGCCGGUCCUGCACCAGUUAGAUCUGUGCCACAACACUUUACGCCAAGUGCCCAGACAGCUCCCACGAGCUCUGCACUCUGUGGCACUCACACACAACAGGAUUCAAUCAGUGCCUCGAGACCCUUUCUGCUGGGGGAAUAAGAGUCAGGGUCUCAGCGGGCUCGUUCGAGUGCAGCUGGAACACAAUUUAAUCGAUAAGGGGAAGCUGGAUUCACAGGCUUUCAGGUGCCUACGGGGAUUUCAGGUGGUGCAUUUCUACUAGAACUCCAAGGAAAGAUCAUGCUGCUCGAACAAUUUAUUCACAAAAAUUAAACAAUUAAUUUUCUUUAAGGCUCUCAUUUUGAAAGACUUUUCCAAGAGCCAAAGUGAUGCAAGGAAGCCAAACAGACUCAAGCUAAUAAAAACCCACCCAAGUCUCCAUUUUUGGCUGCUUACAUUGUGUUAAUUUUCCUCCUCCUACAGGCUGUUUUUGCCAACCCAGUAUGCCCUCAGGUUUGGAGAACAAUAGCUGACUGUAGGAAGAACAAGAAUAGUCCAGCCAAGGUCAUCUAUAACCAAAAUUAUGCCACUUCCAGGGUUUCCAGGUUCGUUUUUCAUGAGGAGUUUCCAAAGCAGAGCUGUUUCGAAUAAUAAGCAGGCUGCAUCUAGUUAUUAGGUCUAUUGGCAGAGCAUAAUCCAAAUGCUAAUUUGUUUAUUAUAAGUCCUAUUUUUGCCAGGAAUGUGAAUAAUGUAUUUGUCUAAAUGUUAAACAAAAACAUAGUUAUGAAAUUCUGAAUUCAGAAGUAAACCUGCACUUUGACGAAAGAAUAUGCAGGUAGAGAGACUACAUGAGUUUUGCAAAGUCCACUAUGAUGUUCUCACAGAAAAUUAGCUGCAGUAUCAGGCGCAACUUGUUAUUAUGAGAAAACCAGUUUUGGUGUUAAAAAAUAUUGAGAUAUAAAAUAUUUAAGAUCUUUUAAAAAACAAAUAGAAUGUAUUCAUUUUUAAGGCAAAAGUGGUGAAUAAAAUUCAAAAAUACGUGUCUUGGUACUCUGUCAAUGUUGCCUCUAGUUUUUUGGACACAGAUUAAUGUCAGCCUCAAAUAUUUGAUGUUCAUUAUUUGUCCGGCUCUGUUGAAUCUAAUAAAUCAAAAGAGAGACUCAGCAGUCUGGAGUUUAGGACUCAUUGGAGUUUUGUUUGCCCUUCAUAAUCCCUGUCUGGUACUUACUGAAAGGGGAAAAUUGUGGGAAUGAUUAAGUGGAAGCAGUGAGGGUUUACAGUUUAAGCUCUAAGUCAGUUUUCCCAGACUCACAGAUGGACGCUGGUCCAAAUGUUCCACUGAAGAGCACUUUUAACAGUUUCCAAGAGCAAAUCACAGUCAGGUUUGUUGUUUGGUUCUGUUUGUGCUGUGCUGAGUUUUAGGUCGUAUUCAUAUAAGAGAAAGUCGAAUCAUAUUGUACGAGUGAAACGUUUAUGACGCAUAACCAGCGCUCAUGAUUAAUGUGUCCACACUGCACAGGGGCGCUGUUAUUGAGCUGUACAUGUUAUACUAUACAACUGACCUCAACAAUAAACAUAAAAUGUAAUUAUCACAACUCUGCAAGGCACCUGAAGUCCCACAGAGACAGUUGUGAAAAAGUGACACAAGAUACUAACUUGUGCGCACAAUAAAUAUCACGUGUAGUUGACACAUUUCCAUGAUGCCCCCAGAUGCACCAAGAUCACUGCUGUCACUCCACAAGACUCCCCAUCAGUGACAGAUGGACAAACCAAAUCACAGACGUUUCUUUAAAGUGAUGACACAAGAGCGCUGCUUUGGUGUACUUGUAAACAACAAAGAUGGCAGCAUUUUACAUUAAAAAUAAUUAUCUUUUUUCCAAGAGAUUUCAAUUUUUUUCCUGACAUCAAUUUCAACUUUUUUUUUUGACAUUGAAUACUUAUAAGGUAACUGAAACCCAUUUUUUUCUGAUUUUG